AUACCAUAUAAUUUGCCCUUAAUGUUUAUUUUAAAAAUGAAAUUCCCGACCCACCCCUCUCCCCUUGCACUCUUCCCCGGCAACUAACUCCGACCCAUCCUUUCCAUGGCAAUGUUUUUUUACGGUCCAGAUUGCAUCUCGGACAUUAAUUAACAAAAACCAUGGCGGGAUUAAACCUCCGUUCUGUGCUUCUGUUCUCUGCAUUUCUUCGAUUGUUCCUGGUCCUCUACGGCGAGUGGCAAGAUGCCCACAUGGAGGUCCGGUACACCGACGUCGACUACCUCGUAUUCUCCGACGCCGCAGCCCUCAUGGCCAAAGGUGAAUCCCCUUACCGGAGAUCCACCUACCGCUACUCACCCUUCAUCGCCUUUCUCCUCAUCCCCAAUUCCUUCAUUCAUCCUUCUUGGGGCAAGUUCCUCUUUUCUGCAUCAGAUCUGCUCGUGGGGUUUCUGAUACACAAAAUCUUGAAGCUAAGAAGGGUGCCGGAGAGAUUAAUUACCUGCUCGGUAAUGGUAUGGCUAUUCAAUCCAUUCACAUUUACAAUUGGAACUCGCGGAAACUGUGAACCCACUGUUUGUGCCAUUGUCCUUUGGAUCAUUAUCUGUCUCAUGAAAGGUUCUCUUCUGCAAGCGGCAAUUUGGUUUGGGUUUGUUGUCCACUUGAGAAUAUAUCCUAUUAUUUAUGCACUACCCAUAAUUUUGGUUCUUGAUCCUUUAAACUUUCAGCCUUGUAGUACCACGCCUGCACUUACAGAUUGGAGUUCUAUAAAGAAUCCCCAGGCAGCAGAUGGUUCAUAUCGCGGAAAACGUUCUUUUCGCGCUUUCUUGAUAAACAUGUUGUCUUGGAGGAGGGUGAUGUUUGGACUUGUUUCUGGUGCUGUGUUCUUUAUGUCAACUGGGUUUUUCUUCCAUCUGUAUGGAUGGGAAUUCUUGCACGAAGCUCUGCUAUAUCAUCUCACUCGCACUGACCCAAGGCACAAUUUUUCCAUAUACUUCUACCACAUAUAUCUCAACUAUGAACGCGAUUUCUCAGUCUCGGAAAAGCUAGUCUCUUUUCUUCCUCAGGUUAUGGUCCAGAUUGCACUGAUCUUCUCUUUUGCCCAUGACUUCCCCUUCUGCUUUUUCGUGCAGACGGUUGCAUUUGUUGCUUUUAACAAGGUCAUAACAGCUCAAUACUUUGUUUGGUAUUUUUGUCUACUGCCACUGAUACUGCCUUGGAGUAAGAUGAAGCUGAAAGGGAAGGGAUUGGUUUGUAUUCUUGUGUGGAUUGGAGCGCAGACGCAUUGGUUGCUGUGGGGUUAUUUGCUUGAAUUCAAAGGCAAAAAUGUCUUCAUUCAGCUAUGGAUAUCAAGUUUGAUGUUCUUGGCUGCAAACACCUUUGUCCUUACCGCCACCAUAACCCACCAGUGCUACUCUCCAGUAUUCUGCCACCCACGGCCUCCAAUUUCAAACAAGUUCGUGAAACGUGAAUAGAGAGAGAACCAGCCAAACACUGCCUUAAUCGCGCAAACACCAUCUUCUUCAUCAGACGCUACCACCAAAACUCAACAGAUCUUUUGUGACUCACAGGGGCAACUGAUGAGAGGCUCUGGAGGAAGGAUGUAUGGAAUGGCCUAAAGAGGCUUUUGCUAUAGAAGAACAAGUAUCUAUCACAGACAAAUAAAGGGAAUUUUAUCAAAGGAAAUGUUCCCUGUUUUGUUUUUUAAUGAGGUCCUAAUCUUCUGGUACAUUAUUGAGGCCACAAAAAACAUUGUUGUGACAAGUUUCUUCUAUUCUAUUGAU
This is a messenger RNA of Cuscuta campestris, 1781 nucleotides long. The record is from the annotation of a GenBank genome assembly. NCBI's taxonomy places the organism in Eukaryota, Viridiplantae, Streptophyta, Magnoliopsida, Solanales, Convolvulaceae.